UCGACUACUUUCCUCAUGUGCAGCACUUUGAAACUAUUAGUCUGUCUCACUUUUUCAUUUCUGUUUUCGUAACUACGUUGCCUACUGCAAUGAAUGUCACUUACAUCACUCUUGACGGUCACUUAGAGAUUGAAAAAUACAGAUAUGUCUAUUUUAUCUUCAUGUUUACAAGUUAUGUUUUGAUCCUGUCCAGCAAUUCCACAGUGUUUUGCCUGAUUGUGAUCCACAGAAACCUCCAUGAGCCCAUGUAUGUUUUCAUUGCUGCUCUGCUGAUGAACUCCAUGCUUUUCAGCACCGUGGUCUACCCGAAGCUUUUGAUCGACUUUAUAUCUGAAAAACAGAUCAUAACUUAUGAAGCUUGUAUCUUCCAGGGUUUUUUAUUCUAUUCUUUAAGUGGUUCUGAAUUCUUGCUGUUGGCUGCAAUGUCUUAUGACAGAUAUGUGUCCAUAUGUAAACCUCUGCAAUAUCCAACCAUUAUGAGAAAAAGAAAAGUGACUGUUCUCCUCGUUUUAUCUUGGUUCGUGCCUGCCUGCCAUCUUGUUGUGCCGGCCGUUGAAUUUGCUCAGUUAAAACUCUGCAGCUUUACUUUGAAAGGCAUUUACUGCAACAAUUCAUUGAAUUAUAACUUCUGUGUGACUUCAAGAACGCUGUAUAUUUAUGGCCUUGUGAUGCUGUUCGAUCUCAGCCUUCUUCCGAUGUUUUUCAUCCUCUUCACUUACACAAUGAUACUGAUAGUGGCCUGUAGGAGCGGUGGAGAUGUGAAGAAAAAAGCUGCACAGACGUGUUUACCUCACCUGCUGGUUUUAAUCAACUAUUCCUGUUUGCUCACUUGUGACAUGAUUAUUGUUAGGUUACAAUCUGAUAUUUCAACAACUGUACGUUUCAUAAUGACAUUGCAGAUAAUAAUGUAUAAUCCUCUUUUUAAUCCAGUCAUAUAUGGACUAAAAGUGGGAGAAAUUUAUAAACACCUGAAGCGGUUGCUCUGUCACACCAGAGGAAAGUGACAGCUUGUUUAAGCUUCGGUCGUUUUUGUCUUUUUUCUGUCCCAGGAAAGAAUUAUUUUUGAAAACUGUUUAAUUAUUAGAGGUAAACGUGGAAUUUGAUCAGUUUUGUGUGUUUCUCACAUUCAUUUACCUUAUCUACAAUAAUGAUAGUGUUAACUAGUUUUACUCAGGUUUGUUUUAAAGCCUGUGUAAUUUAAGACAGGAUGUACUACUGUUAUUAUUAAUUAUAUUUUCUUUUUAUAACAAAUGGUUAUU
Xiphophorus hellerii (green swordtail) is the source of this 1259-nucleotide messenger RNA. RefSeq names its product olfactory receptor 11A1-like. Gene Ontology annotation, cellular component: membrane. NCBI's taxonomy places the organism in Eukaryota, Metazoa, Chordata, Actinopteri, Cyprinodontiformes, Poeciliidae. The record is from RefSeq and is a predicted model, not a curated record. Gene Ontology annotation, molecular function: olfactory receptor activity; G protein-coupled receptor activity; odorant binding. The coding region runs from base 90 to 1004 and encodes 304 amino acids. The transcript has a single exon. Gene Ontology annotation, biological process: G protein-coupled receptor signaling pathway; detection of chemical stimulus involved in sensory perception of smell.